Molecule: messenger RNA, 296 nt
Organism: Staurois parvus
Lineage: Eukaryota; Metazoa; Chordata; Amphibia; Anura; Ranidae
Source: the annotation of a GenBank genome assembly
AUGUAUGUGAAAUGGUUUGAUACAGUAAUGUUUUACUAUGUGAUUUUAGUGUAUUUAGUGAAUGUCACUUUUUCACAUUUUUAAAUUUCCAGCCGUUCUGUCCCCCGUACGUUCUGACGUCGCAGGGAAUGGAACCCAGAGGACAUUUCCGGAGACACUGCAAGAGGGACAUCGUGGGAGUGCAGGACAAGGUAAGUGAGGAAGAGAUCCCGGAACAGCGCUGCAGGGUAUUCCCGAGUGUAGCUCCAGGUUACCGCUUGUGCUACACUCGGGAAUACCGCCAGGGAGGUUAAACU